CCCCGCAUCCCAUCGCGACGGGGGCGGGGGGAGGCAAAAGGGCCCCUGCGCCUUUAAGGUUGCGGAGCGCACCGAGCGCCGGGAGCGGGGCGAGCGGCUGGGUUCGGGCUGCAGGGCGUUUACCCCGGACAGCGACGGAAGGGCCCGGCCGGCCCGGCCCGGCCCGGCCCAGCCCAGCCCACAGCGCCAUGGAGCGAGGCGCGGCCAGCGAGUAGCCGGGGCCGGGGCCGGGGCCGGGAUCGGGAUCGGGAUCGGGAUCAGCCCGCGGGGCCGGGGCGCUGCCUGGCUCCCGGGGCAGCGGGUCGGCCGGGCACAGGCGGCGGCGCAGGACGGGAGGUGCCUGGCCCAGCCUGCCCCGUGCCCGCCCCAUGCCCAGCUGGAUGUGAGGUGGAGCCAGGUCACUGGACUGGGGCACUGCCCUCCUGCCAACUUGUUGGGUUAAAUGCCGGCUCGUUCUGUGCCAGCUCAGUGCUCCUGGCACAGAGCAGCCACCCAGCAUGUCGUGGUUUAGCGGCAUUCUGGUGCCCAAGGUGGACGAGCGGAAGACGGCAUGGGGGGAGCGCAAUGGGAAGGGGCAGCGCCCGCGCUCUUCGCUCUGCAGCCCACGCUACAUGAGCUGUCUGCAGGACCCCGAGCUGGAGCGGGGUGCCCACCCACGGGCUGGCCUGGGCCUGACCUGCUCCUGGCAGGAGGACCACUACAGCAAGAAGGGCCUGGCUGGGGGCGCCGGCGACCUGGGGCUGAAGUCGGUGGACUUGGGCUUUGAGGACGGCGAGGCCAAGGGGCCGAAGGCGGUGGAGGGGGUGGCCAGGCCGGGGGAGCGGCUGUCGGCAGGCGAGUGCUGGCAGCGCCUCCUGCAGGUUUUCCGUUCCAAGCGCUUCCAGUCGGCCAAGCUGGAGCGUCUCUACCAGCGCUACUUCUUCCAGAUGAACCAGAGCAGCCUGACGGUGCUGAUGGGGGUGCUGGUGCUGGUGUGCGGCGUGAUGCUGCUCUUCCACUGCGCCCCCGGCACCCCCCGGGUGCCCUACGCCGCCGCGCUGGCCGUGGCCACCGCCCUCUUCCUGGCCCUCAUGGUGCUAUGCAGCCGUAGCGCCUUCCCCCAGGACUCCAUGUGGGUGGUGAGCUACCUGGUGCUGGCUGCGCUGGGCGGGGUGCAGGCCCUGGGCACCCUCAUGGCCACGCCCCGCAGCGCCUCCGAGGGUGUCUGGUGGAGCGUCUUCUUCAUCUACAUAACCUACACCCUGCUGCCCGUCCGCAUGCGGGCCGCUGUGGGGGCAGGCGCCCUGCUCUCCACCCUGCACCUGCUCAUCACCUGGCACCUCAACGCCAGCGACCCCUUCCUCUGGAAGCAGCUCAGUGCCAACAUCCUGAUCUUCCUCUGCACCAACAUCAUCGGGAUCUGCACCCACUACCCGGCCGAGGUGUCCCAGCGCCAGGCCUUCCAGGAGACCCGCGGCUACAUCCAGGCCCGGCUGCACCUGCAGCGGGAGAACCGGCAGCAGGAGCGCCUCCUGCUGUCGGUGCUGCCCCAGCACGUUGCCAUGGAGAUGAAGGAGGACAUCAACACCAAGAAGGAGGACAUGAUGUUCCACAAGAUCUACAUCCAGAAGCACGACAAUGUCAGCAUCCUGUUUGCAGACAUCGAGGGCUUCACCAGCCUGGCCUCCCAGUGCACGGCCCAGGAGCUGGUCAUGACGCUCAACGAGCUGUUUGCGCGCUUUGACAAGCUGGCCUCGGAGAACCACUGUCUGCGGAUCAAGAUCCUCGGUGACUGCUAUUACUGUGUGUCGGGGCUGCCGGAGGCCCGGGGGGACCACGCUCACUGCUGCGUGGAGAUGGGGGUCGACAUGAUAGAAGCCAUCUCGCUGGUGCGCGAGGUGACGGGGGUGAACGUGAACAUGAGGGUGGGAAUUCACAGCGGGCGCGUGCACUGCGGGGUGCUGGGGCUGCGCAAGUGGCAGUUCGACGUCUGGUCCAACGACGUGACUUUGGCCAAUCACAUGGAAGCUGGAGGCAAAGCCGGGCGCAUCCACAUUACUUGGGCAACGCUGCAGUAUCUGAAUGGGGACUACGAGGUGGAGCCCGGCCACGGGGGCGAGCGUAAUGCCUACCUCAAGGAACACAACAUCGAGACCUUCCUCAUCGUGGGCUGCAGCCAGAAGCGCAAGGAGGAGAAGGCCAUCCUGGCCAAGCUGCAGCGAGCGCGGGCCAACUCCACGGAGGGGCUGGUGCCACGCUGGGUGCCCGACCGCAACUUCUCCCGCACCAAGGACUCCAAGGCCUUCCGGCAGAUGGGCAUUGAGGACACCAGCAAAGACAACCGCAGCGCGCAGGAGGCCCUGAACCCCGAGGACGAGGUGGACGAGUUCCUGGGACGGGCCAUCGACGCCCGCAGCAUCGACCAGCUGCGCAAGGAUCACGUCAAGAAAUUCCUGCUGACCUUCCAGACACCAGAGCUGGAGAAGAAGUACUCCAGGAAGUUGGACGAUCGCUUUGGGGGCUACGUGGCCUGCACGCUGCUCGUCUUCUGCUUCAUCUCCUUUAUCCAGAUUGUGAUGUUCCCACGCUCCCCACUGAUGCUCGGUGUCUACAUCAGCAUCUUCGUCAUCCUGGCCAACAUCCUCUUCGUCUGCGCCGUCUAUUCCUGCGUCAGCCUCUUCCCCACAGCCCUGCAGCAGGUCUCCCGAAAGAUCGUCCACUCCCGCACACACAGCACCUUCAUUGCCGUCUUCGCCAUCCUCCUCGUCUUCAUCUCGGCCUUCGUCAACAUGUUCGCUUGCAGCCACGUGCGCCUGCGGGAAUGUGCCGCCCGCACCCUCAAUGUCACGCCCGAGGCCGUGGGGCCCUGCCAGCUCCACGCCCUCAACUACUCGCUGGGCUCCGACGUGCCCCCUUGUGAUAGGGACAUCCCGGCCUGCAACUUCCCUGAGUACUUUAACUACAGCAUCGUGCUGAGCCUGCUGGCCUGCUCCGUCUUCCUGCACAUCAGCAGCAUCGGGAAGCUGGGGCUCAUGCUGGCCAUCGAGGGCAUCUACCUGGUGCUGGCUGAGGGGCCCGAGGCGCCGCUGUUCGACAACUACGACCUGCUGGUUGUGGCCAACGCCCUUCCGGCCUUCAAUGAGACCCAGUGGGGCCCAGGAUGCCUGGCGGAGGGGAAGGUGGCGCUGAAGUACAUGACCCCCGUGAUCCUGGCAGUCUUCACCCUGGCACUCUAUCUGCACGCUCAGCAGGUGGAGUCCACGGCCCGACUUGACUUCCUCUGGAAGCUGCAAGCCACGGGCGAGAAGGAGGAGAUGGAGGAGCUCCAGGCCUACAACCGGCGCCUUCUGCACAACAUCCUGCCCAAGGACGUGGCCGCGCACUUCCUGGCGCGCGAGCGCUGCAAUGACGAGCUCUACUACCAGUCGUGCGAGUGCGUGGCCGUCAUGUUCGCCUCCAUCAGCAACUUCUCCGAGUUCUACGUGGAGCUGGAGGCCAACAACGAGGGGGUGGAGUGCCUGCGGCUGCUCAACGAGAUCAUCGCUGACUUCGACGAGAUCAUCAGCGAGAUGCAGUACCGGCAGCUGGAGAAGAUCAAGACGAUUGGCAGCACCUACAUGGCGGCCUCGGGGCUGAACGACAGCACGUACGACCGGGAGGGCCGGACGCACAUCACCGCGCUGGCCGACUACGCCAUGCGCCUCAUGGAGCAGAUGACGUACAUCAACGAGCACUCCUUCAACAACUUCCAGAUGAAGAUCGGGCUGAACAUCGGGCCAGUGGUAGCGGGUGUCAUCGGGGCCCGGAAGCCCCAGUAUGACAUCUGGGGGAACACUGUGAACGUCUCCAGCCGCAUGGACAGCACAGGGGUCCCUGACCGCAUCCAGGUGACAACCGACCUGUACCAGGUGCUGGCGGCUAAGGGCUACCAACUGGAGUGCCGGGGGCUGGUCAAGGUCAAGGGCAAAGGGGAGAUGACCACCUACUUUCUGAACGCCGGCCCGCCCCGCAGUUAGCGCCAGCCGUGGCCUUUGGCGAGAAGGACCCAGCGUGCCAGAGGGGCUGGACAGGGCUGACGCAGGUCGAGCCUGGGCCAGGCUGAGCCGAGCUAUUGGGAACCAACCCAGCCUGGCUGCCCCCCUGGCCUUGGGUCCAUUUCAUUGGUGGGGUCUUGUAAAUGGCUCUGAAUUUCAACACCAAACUGAAGAGGGAAAGUGCUGCUGCCCCGAGCCAGCUGGGGUGGUCUGUACCACCAGGUCUGUGUGGCAGGGCAGGGAGUUGGAGGGCCCCCUCUGGGGGCGCUGAAGAAGUAUUUUUACAGCAGACUUCUUAUUUAUUUAUUGAGCUCCAGAGCCAGCAUGUCGGGGGGGGGGGUGCCCAGGGCACUCCAUGCUGGGGCUGGCCCAGCGCUGGCCCCAGGUCCCUCUCUUCCUUUCCAGUGAUUGACAAUGACCUUGGGAAAGAUGAACCCGCCCUUGCCCGCAAUUGACCAAAGAAGAGGGCUGGGGGGGGGGCGCCUAUUGGCCAGGCAGGGGACCCCGCUAUUGUCUGAGCACUUGCCUGCCUGUGCCAGGAGAUCUGUUGGGGGCUGCUUGCCCUGUUUGGGGUGGGGGGAUCGUCCCCUUCCAGUGGUGCUGGGGGCAGACUGGGUUGAGGGGGAGGGGUUUUUUAAUAGACUUAUAGUUGAAGACUCUCCCCUUCACCUCCCCCCGCUCGCUGUGACUUUCACCAGUUCCGAGACCCGUACCAGGGGGACAAGUCGGGGGGGGCGCUGGACGGUUCUUAUUUGCCAAAAUUGCCUCCUGUUGCUGGGGGGGGAGGCAAAUGUCUCCUGGGAGAAGGAGCUAAAUGUGGGGGGGGGACAGGGGGUUGAGUAGCUCUUAAGGGGUGGGGGCCUGUAGAUGCAUUAUGGGGAUGGGGGUGGGCAGGGAGUGACUCCCAGAGAUUGGUGACACCAAAGAGGACGUCUCUGGGUCCAUGGGGCUGCGGCAGUUUCUGGGGGCAGGAACUGAGCCCCCUACCUUGGACAUCCCCUCCCUGUUGUGCCCAGGGAGGCUAGGGUGGGGGUACGUACCUGUGGGCUCCUCUUGCUGCCUGCUCCAGCCUUUUUGGGGUCGGAGGGUAACGCUUUCGUCUGGCUUGGGACCCGGGCCUAUGUCAGCUUCUCCUGCCACAUCUCAAAGUUGGGAGGUCUCUUCUCCAGUUAGGACCCCCCCACCCCGCCCAAGCAUUGGUACCCCCUCAGCCUCCUCCGUGGGCCAAGCUGCCCAUGUGCCAAAUUCCCAAGUGCCACGCAGCCCAUCCUGGUUCCAGUUCUGUUCCCCUGCCGCUCCCUCCCCCCCCGGGGAUUGGCCCUGUGCCCCCUAACCUCCCUAGCAUUGCUCCCCUCCCUCCAUGGGCUCCCAGACAGAGGGACCUGUUAUUUAAAGGGAGUGCAGCUGGCUGGUGAGCCAGACCCUCCACCCUGAGCAUGGGGAAGGGGGCAGCUACAGCUGGGAAAUUUCCCCCUUAGCCUUAUCUGAACAAACACCUCCCCCAGAUCCCUAGGGUCACUGAUUUCCACCACACUUGGUCCAUGCCCCCAGGGAGGGGUAGUUUACAGCCAGGUCCACAGGGGACAGGAAUUCCCCAUGUGAGGUGCUCCCCCCAACCCUGUGGCUCCAGAUGCAGGUGGGAGAGGGGUGUGUGUCCCCCCUGGAUAAAACUUGAAAAUAAAAUGUGGAGGCUGAGAAUUUGCCUGGCCACAGCACUCCUGGGUCCCUGACCCUAUGGGGCUAAGCCAGUGAGUGCCUGCUGACCCAGGUUGGGGGUGGGGGGCUUCCUGCAUAGUGACUCCAGUCCCCUUCCCCCACUCAAGAGCCUUACUGAGCAGCUCCAGAGAGAUGGGCCGAGUGCCUGACACUAGCAGAUGUGGGGCAGGAGGGUGGGUCCAGGCCCCAGGCUAGGGGGUUAUUAAAUAACUGGGUGUUUGCAGCCCCCUUUGGCCCCCUCGUGCAUCAAUCUCCAUGGAAAGGCUGGGGCCUCUGAAAGUUUUAAUCAGCUCGUUCUGGGGGCAGCAAAACCUCUGCUUGCACCCAAGGCUGAACAUGCCUCAGUGUGGGGCUGGGCUCAGCCAUAGCCUGGAGGCGAGGGAUUGGUAACUACGGGGUGGGGGGUGAGGUCAGGGCAACGCUUCCCCUGCCACUGCUCUGCCCCUUCCCUCCCCAACAACACUGCUCCUGUGGGGGCAGGAAAAGCCACCCAGGGACAGCUGAUCAGUCCUGCCCACCACAAAGGGGGGGCAUAGGCUUUCACAGACUCACAGGUCAUGCCCACUCUUGCGGUCUGUGUGGGGGGAACCCCCUUCAUGCAUGUCCAUGCACCCCUGGGCCCCUUUCCGCUGGCUUUGGGCGGGUCUGUCCCGGAGGCUCUGACUCAAGGUUGUCAUGCUGCCAGCGUGCCCGUUGACCCAGGUGCAGCCAGGUCUCCCCUGAGUUGGAAGGCCCCUCUCCCCUGGCUUUGGGCCUGCCCAGGCCAAGCCGGGAGUAGUGGGAUCCCUCCAUGCUGGGGUGGGAACCGCCUGGCUCCCUUGGGGCUGAGGCUGUUUUAAAUGCAAAAAAGAAGUGAUUUCUGGGUUUGUUUGUUUUUUUAGCAGUUUUGGGGUGUUUUUUAUUUCUGUGACUGUGUCUGGGGAGUUUUAAUCUGAUGUCGGAGCCAAGCGAGCUCAGUCCGGGCCCAAAGCCGUGGGGUCUCCGCUCCUCCCUGGGCUGCCCCUGCCGGAGGGGUGGGGGGGCGUGGCAGCUUUGAACUGAAGCCCCAGAUGAGGGAGGUGCCGUUGCUGUGUCAGGGGAGGGGGGACGUGGCACUUAUUUGGCAAUGCAGAUUAAAGGUACUUUUUUCUUGUGUGUACAUAUAAAUUAUAUAUAAAACUCACUUUCUAUAACAA
This is a messenger RNA of Dermochelys coriacea (leatherback sea turtle), 6904 nucleotides long. RefSeq names its product adenylate cyclase 6 (gene ADCY6). The record is from RefSeq and is a predicted model, not a curated record. Gene Ontology annotation, molecular function: adenylate cyclase activity. Gene Ontology annotation, biological process: adenylate cyclase-inhibiting G protein-coupled receptor signaling pathway; cAMP biosynthetic process; intracellular signal transduction. The coding region runs from base 498 to 3995 and encodes 1165 amino acids. The transcript has 23 exons. Gene Ontology annotation, cellular component: plasma membrane. Lineage: Eukaryota; Metazoa; Chordata; Testudines; Dermochelyidae.